AUGCAUCUUCUGUUCCUUGUAUUUCGCCAAAAGCUUCAGGGUCAAGAGAGGUUCCAAUCCGGGUCUACUCUACGGUCCAGUGUGCAUCUAGACAAAAGUAACCCAGCGUCGAUGGCCGGAAAACUUGAUCGGACGUGUAGACGUGGUGUCCAGGGUGUCCAGAUCAAUCAGGUUUAUUGGCCGAGGCACGAAGACUGGGACCAAACGUGGGACAUGCGUCUGGCCAGCAGAAUCAGAAGUCAGAGCUAUCGUUGCACGUCAUCCCACCUUUCCUGUACCACCCCUCACAAAACCCAGAGGCAUGAAAUCAUCUCUGGAAUAUUCCAAACAGUUGACUUUGAAACUCUCAAGGCAUUCCAUCGUGUCUGUCUACGGCGGUAUCGGGUCGCUACAAAUUUCUUAUUUUGUAGAGUUCGCACAGAUGGUGGUCUGUUGGAUUUGAUUCGUCCCGAUCGAAGCCUGCGGCAGUUAACCGUACGACCGACGAUCGCUGUCGUUCACCAGGUCCAUAGACGACGCUUCACAACGGCACUCACGGGUAUGGACUCUCGAGAUAGUCCAAUUCUGCCGGCUCUCCAAGGAAUUCGGCUUAUCGCCAAUGAACCGCCGUGUCUGUCCUUGCCCCUCUUCACUGGGCUUCGAAAUCUUCAGAUCAACAUGGAAACCGUUCGGUUACCGGAGGGUCUUACAUGGAAGUCAUUGACAGACCUGAGUCUGAGGGCAUAUCGGGACAUUGCACUUAGCAAUGGUGUCUAG
This is a messenger RNA of Aspergillus welwitschiae, 756 nucleotides long. RefSeq lists its product as uncharacterized. The record is from RefSeq and is a predicted model, not a curated record. The transcript has 5 exons. NCBI's taxonomy places the organism in Eukaryota, Fungi, Ascomycota, Eurotiomycetes, Eurotiales, Aspergillaceae. The coding region runs from base 1 to 756 and encodes 251 amino acids.